Molecule: messenger RNA, 3925 nt
Organism: Anoplophora glabripennis (Asian longhorned beetle)
Lineage: Eukaryota; Metazoa; Arthropoda; Insecta; Coleoptera; Cerambycidae
Exons: 6
Coding region: 91-3720 (1209 amino acids)
Source: RefSeq, a predicted model, not a curated record
CGUUGUCGGCGGCAUUUCAGUUCGCGCGAACAUGUGAUGUUAAGUGUUUAAGUGGUUGUUCUUUAAAUCGUAAAAUAGUCAUUUGUAGUAAUGUUAUCCGUUUUGCUUUGGAUGGUUACGGAGUUUGAUAACACGUCCUCCGAAGUACAACACGACCAACCGCCAGAGGACUGGAGCAAACUCUCUUUUAUUUUACGCGUAUUCAUACCAGUAGCUGGACUACUGAUACUUUUUAGGAAAAAACAAAUUAUCUCCAGACUGUUGCUACAGUUAGACAGAAAUUGCGUGUCAGUUCUUUGUCCAUCGUUCAGUCGCAGAGAGAAGUUACUGAAAUGGGCAGGUAGUAGACUUCCAGAAACAUGGUCCUCUCAGUCAAGGACGUUGGCGGGAGGCGUGGCAGAACUAUGGUCCGAUGGAUCACUUCUGUGCACCUUGAUCAAUUCAGCCAUACCAGGGGCUUGCCCAAACCCACAUAGACACUGGAAGAAAGCUCCCCUGCACGCCCAAGCAAUCGCCUACAAAUAUCUAGGCGUCAUACCAAUCUUCACCGAAACCGACCUAAAAGGAAGCCUGACGGUGACCCUAGAAAGAAAUUUUCUACAUUACCUAAACGAACUGCAACAGGCAAUCACGAAACUUCUAGAAAGAAAUGAUACACCGAAAAGCAUAUCCAUACACUACGUCGUGAGAGGUAUGGGACUGUACUCCGGCGAACAGCACAGAAAAGCCGUAUUUUACGUGUAUCCCAACGCGAACACCACUGGCCAGAACAGCAACAUAAUUAUACACAUCAGAGGUCCAUAUGCCACCUACGGAAAAGCCGUAAUACCGAAAUUCAACAGUGACUUGUUCGCUACUCCAGAAAUCAACAUCUUGUCAGACCUGCAAGCUACCAAGAAGCUCUUAAACGGAAACAUAUUGACGCCGAAAAGUACCUUUAUGAAGAACUUUUCGCUGCCCUUCAUGCAGUACCACAAAAAACACACGGGCGACAACAUAGUCAUAGAUGUUGCUAUGGAAGGUGAUAGGGCCAAAGUGACUUACAUACCCAAGAAUUAUGGUAUGUACGAAAUCAUCAUGGUUGCUAAUGGCGAAUUGAUAAGAGGUUGCCCAUUCAACGUGCACAUAUUAAACAACGUUUCUGGCAUUGAAGACAGCUUCGACGGCGAAGAAAAAGUAGAUGACAUUCCGAGUUUACGGAGAAGGAAGAUACUUUCUAAAACGAUUGAUUUUAUAGACGAACAGAUGCCAAUAGCUGAAGUGUUGAGAAAAUACAAAGCAAAAGAAGAAAAUGUUGAGUAUGAGGAUAAAGACACUAAAAGUAAAACUAAAAUUGAAGAGGACGAGUUUGAUGAAACAAGAAAAUUGAAUGGAUCUGUAGUGCCACAGACAGAAACUACCAGUGUAACGCAGUGUAUCAAAAAUACCCAAGAAGAAGACGAUGAAGACGGAAAUUUGUUGGAUAACAAAAUUAAUGAUUGUACUGACGAAACGGAUUGUAAUUUAGCUGACGAUGAAAGUAUUUCAGAGAAGCAAAAUUCAGAAUCUACCAGCGAAAAUUGCAAAACCAAGCUAAACAUUACCAAUGAAAAUAACUUGAUACCGAGUCAUAAAUUAAACGAAAAUAAUCAAACACGAGGCAUAAUUCACAAGGUAAACCAUUACACUGAUAAAAGCACUCACAAGGCUCUAGGCAACGAUCUAUCGGUUAGUUUACAAUUACAAUCAACAAAUGAGUCAACCAGUGACACGAAAAAAUUAGCAGACGUGUUACAGCAAAGAAAACAAACGUAUAACGUUGCUGUCAACACAAAUUCCAGUAAAACUUCUGAUGACAAUCAAAGCCGAAUAGAAGUGAACAAAUUAAAAAUCCCUGAAAGAUUUUGUGAACUUCAAAAUACUGUAAAUAAUAAAUUCAGCGCUGAUGUAGACACUAAGUACUUCAAAAACGUUAUCAACACUUCUAAUAAAAGAGAAACGCCAAAGAGGAUUUCUAAAAAACUGAACGAUGACCGUGUUAAAAACGUCAACAGAGUAAAUAUUUUGCAAGACACAGAUAAAUAUCCUGAGAAUUUAAAAAAUGACGACAAUAAUAAUAACCACACUCCCAAUCUCAAUUACAGUGAAGCAAGAGAAAAUGUUAAGGCACUACGAGUCUAUCAAAGAGACUCAAACAAGGACACACCUAAAAUAAAAACUAUUCCUAAUAAAUUUCUUCAAACUCAGCAGCACCUCCAAAAUUUAGAACCCCCUUCAGGAAACCCACCAAUUACUUCCCCAAUAUGCCCUGAUCAUAUUGUCCCCGAAGUAGAGAAUUCUUACAGAAAAAUGUCUGUGGCUGAAAAAAGAAAGAUAUUCUCCAAAAACACCCCAGACAAAAUCUCCACCUCCACGAACUCUUCGUUUUCAGAAACUGAAAAUGCUGAAGGCUCCCUCAGUCGCCCGUAUUUCAGACAGUUCGAAGGGCUCAGCGUUCUAAAUUAUUUGGGCAGUUUAAAGAAAUCGGAGUGUACCAACAAACGAGAACCUUAUCCUCUAAGCAGCACCAUGAGUCUCCCGAAUAUUUCUUCCAUGGAAAAUGGCGUUUUCAGGAACUCCGUGAAGGAAAGAGCAAACUUUUGGGAAAAGUUGUCAUCCAGUUCUAGUUCACUCAGUAUAAACUCGGAAGAGUCGUUGAAGAGGAAAACUCACAAACUAUCGGAAAUCGAACGGUGCAAGUUAAUUUGGAAGAAACCUGACGAAAACACGGCUUCAGGCACAAGCAUUAGUACGAUCGGGGAAAAUGAAAAUGUCGAUAAAAAUGAGGAUAUUCGCAAAUCUGCCGAUGAUAUUUUGUCCAUCACGAACUUUGUUCCGCGCGAUGCUCCCAAGAAACACAAAUCAAUGGACCAUUCUCUGGAUAAAUGCACCAUGAUGUCUAUCGAUGAAAGGAAAAAAAUGCUCUUGAAACAAAACUAUGAAAAAGAAAUAUCUGGGAAACAAUCGCCUGUAUCUUUGCGGAAUGUGAGUAUUAAAGAAAAUCGCAAAAGUUACUUGAACCAAAAGCCAAAAGUUAUAAAUGAAGAUCAAAAUGUUGACGAUGUUAUGGUGUUUUCUUCUAUUGUCGACAGGAUAAAGAAAUAUGACAGUGUUUGCAAUUUAUCAAACAACAUAACAGAAAAACAAACAUCAAAUACAUCCUACAACAACAAUGCAGAUGUCAAAUUAGCUGCUUCACCUGUUUCCAAAGACAACUCAAAUACCAGUUUGGCUGCGACAACUUCCAUGAGUAACGCCAAGGAAGAUAUACGCGUUUUGCCGCAAACCGAACUACUGACGGUCAAGUCCCAUUUCAAAAGAGCCAUAAAAUAUUUCAAAAACCUGGAGGAAAAAUCUUUGAAUAAAUCGAAAGCUAGGUUAAAACCGAAAGACUGCCGAAGGCAUUCCCUGAAUCUUCUGUUUGAUAAAUACCACAAAAAAGGAGGUAGCCUAAACUUUAGUAAUAUCAAACAACGAUUCGCCGUAAGCAACUUGUACGAAGACGUUUUUGGAGAUAGAAGAUGUAACUUCAAAGGUGCAGCAAAUCGAAGUGCGCUGGUAGAAGCUCUGGCCACAUUUUCAAGAAAUGAAAGUCGCUAUUUCAAGGAAGAUGAGGAUAAAAUAAUAUACGAAAUAUUUCAGAAAAAGUCGAAAACUAAGAGAAGGAAAAGUAUUAGAUCUAUUUUUGAUAUAUAUUAUUAAUUUAUUUAUUGUUCGAUUGUUUUUUUAUUUUAAUUUAAUAUACUUAUUUUUAUUAUUAUAUUAAUAAUAAAUAGUUGUUCAUUCACUAAUUUUAACUCGUGUUUGUUGACAGCCCAAUUAUUAUACAGAUUUUUUUUAUAUCCUAAAAUCCUGGAUUGAUUUUAUUUCCAUAAUUUUUAAAUCAACAUUUAAACUACUUCUUCAA